Messenger RNA from Racocetra persica, 453 nucleotides. Lineage: Eukaryota; Fungi; Glomeromycota; Glomeromycetes; Diversisporales; Gigasporaceae. The record is from the annotation of a GenBank genome assembly.
AAUUACGAAACCAUAGUUAACACAAAGGUUUUUUUGGAAGAAUUGAAGAAGACAAUACCUGACAAUACAAGGGAUAAUAAUGAUAUCCCCCGAGGAAUAGAUUUUUUUAUUGAGGACCUGGUAGGACGAGUAGAAAAAUUAAUAAAGCAAAAGGAAGAGGCCGAAAAGACAAAUAAACCAACUGAUAAUUCUCCGGAUUCGUCUUUCUCCCCUCAAUACCAGUCCAACCUCGUCGCCGAGAUUAAGCAGCUCCAAGACCAGGUGAACGACUUGGAAAAUAAAGUCAAUAAGACCACUGACCCGACCGAGAAAAAUACUUAUCAGGAUAUGUUGGAUAAUGCCAAAAAGAAUUUGGGAGAUAAGGAAAAAGAGAAGGAAAGAUGGAAGAAAAAAACACCCGUUUCUCCUAAUAAAAAUGAUAAUAAAUUAAAUCUGGCUGUUGGCUUGGGAAUG